AUGAUUUCGAUCCCGUCGACCUACUCCUCCUUCACCUCCUCCCCGGGCACAGUCGUUGGUAUAGUCGUUGGCACAGUAGGCGGCUUCGUCCUUCUUGUCUGGGUCCUACUCCUCAUUUUUGGCCGCAGCACUACUGUUGUCGAUGACAUGACUACAGUGACGGACGACAGCAGACUGCCCCGCCGCUCUGCAUCACAUCGACGACGACCGGAGGUGAUAGAGGUCAUGACCGAAAGUACAUCUUCGCGGUCAGAGGACGUUGUGGAGGUGUUUGAGGAAUUGUCAACGCCGCCACAAUCGGAGAGGAAGUCUUAUAGUAAACGCACUGGAUCUUACCGAACAGUUGAUCCGAGCGAAUAUGGAGGCGGGAGAGGUUCCAGCAGACGGGUACGACAUUGA
Messenger RNA from Histoplasma capsulatum G186AR, 399 nucleotides. RefSeq lists its product as uncharacterized. Lineage: Eukaryota; Fungi; Ascomycota; Eurotiomycetes; Onygenales; Ajellomycetaceae. The transcript has a single exon. The record is from RefSeq and is a predicted model, not a curated record. The coding region runs from base 1 to 399 and encodes 132 amino acids.